Messenger RNA from Solanum tuberosum (potato), 504 nucleotides. RefSeq names its product cysteine proteinase 4-like. The transcript has a single exon. Lineage: Eukaryota; Viridiplantae; Streptophyta; Magnoliopsida; Solanales; Solanaceae. The record is from RefSeq and is a predicted model, not a curated record. The coding region runs from base 1 to 504 and encodes 167 amino acids.
AUGACACCUAAGAAGCAAGUAACCUACUCCAAAAGGGGCAAAUCAAAAUCCGUGCAGCCUACUUUUAGGCUGAUUGAUGAAGACACGGACGCAAAAAAUGAUCCAGCAUAUGUUCCACCGGCCAUGAGGACAUCCCCUACUGCACCUCGGGCUACCCGAAAUACAUCCCGGCAGGUGGUCACCGGCGUAGUCACUGUCUCCCAGUCUGAUGAAGAGAACAUACUGAUCGGGUCACCGGCUGAUUCUGCCUCCGGUUCUGAGGCUGGUUCUGCUUCCGGAUCUGAGGCUGGUUCUACUUCCAGCUCAAAGUCCGCCUCUGCUUCCGGCUUUGAGCCCGCCCAUGCUUUCGGCUCCAGUUCUGGAUUCGCCACAAGCUCAGGAUCACAUGACAAAGCUGCCUCGUCUGAUGAGGCCACCAGUUCGGGAGAAGUCUCGGUUCCACAAAGCUAUGACUUUGAUUCGGUGGCUGGGGAGCCAAACAGAUGGUGUGUUGAGGGGCAAUGA